This is a messenger RNA of Drosophila busckii, 1613 nucleotides long. Its product is annotated as minor histocompatibility antigen H13. The transcript has 3 exons. Lineage: Eukaryota; Metazoa; Arthropoda; Insecta; Diptera; Drosophilidae. The record is from RefSeq and is a predicted model, not a curated record. Bases 147 to 1328 code for a protein of 393 amino acids. Gene Ontology annotation, molecular function: aspartic endopeptidase activity, intramembrane cleaving. Gene Ontology annotation, biological process: membrane protein proteolysis. Gene Ontology annotation, cellular component: membrane; lumenal side of endoplasmic reticulum membrane; cytoplasmic side of endoplasmic reticulum membrane.
AAAUUGUUGACGUGGUUUGUGUGGGUGAGUGUUGUUGUCGUGUCAAUUUGUCAAAUUGCAACCCCGAAGACCGCGAGCUGAAGAGAUUUUCCGUAGGAUUAGUGCUGGAAGAUUGUGUGAGAGAGAGUGUAUAUAAAAUUGCAGCCAUGGCUGAGCAAAUUAUUGACAAUAUUAAAAAUGCGUUCCGUGGCAUAUUGGAGAACACGAAUGAGAAUGAAAAUGUAAAAAAUGAAACCAUUACAAAUGAAAAGAAAAUAUCCACACCGGAGGGUAUUGCUGUAGCGUAUGGCAGUUUGGUCAUAAUGGCAAUGCUGCCCAUUAUCUUUGGCUCCAUACGUUCCGUCAAGUUGCACAAACAAAAAAAGGCGAGUGGCGAGAAGGCAGAUACAAUGACCAAAAAGGAUGCCAUGUACUUUCCGCUUAUUGCCUCUAUGGCGCUCUUUGGUCUCUACAUGUUUUUCAAGGUCUUCCAAAAGGUGCACAUCAACUUGUUGCUCACCGGCUAUUUCUUUAUACUCGGUGUCAUCGCUUUGGCGCAUCUGCUGAGCCCGGUGCUGAAUUCACUGAUGCCGGCAGCCGUACCAAAGAUACCAUUCCAUAUACAUUUCACCCAGGGCGAGGGCAAGCACAAAGAGGAUAUAAUUAACUACAAGUUCUCCACCCAUGAUAUUGUGUGUCUAGUCAUCUCAUCGGCCAUCGGCGUUUGGUAUCUACUCAAGAAACAUUGGAUUGCCAACAAUCUGUUUGGUUUGGCGUUUGCCAUCAACGGCGUCGAAAUGUUGCACUUGAACAAUUUUAUUACCGGCGUCAUUCUGCUCAGUGGACUGUUCUUCUAUGACAUAUUCUGGGUGUUUGGCACCAAUGUCAUGGUCACCGUGGCCAAGAGCUUUGAGGCACCCAUCAAGCUAGUUUUUCCCCAGGACUUAUUGGACAAUGGCUUGAAUGCCUCCAACUUUGCCAUGCUGGGUCUGGGAGAUAUUGUUAUUCCUGGCAUAUUCAUUGCCUUGCUGCUGCGAUUUGAUGACAGCAAGAAGCGCAAGACGCGAAUUUAUUUCUACUCCACGCUUGUGGCCUACUUCCUGGGUCUCAUGGCUACCAUCUUCGUGAUGCAUGUCUUUAAGCACGCACAGCCUGCAUUGCUCUACCUAGUGCCUGCUUGCAUGGGAACCCCCUUGUUAGUGGCUUUAGUGCGUGGCGAACUCAAGGUGCUCUUUGCCUAUGAGGAUCAUCCUGAGGAGAAACCUGAGAAGAAGGAGAAAAAGGAAAAGGAUGAGAGUAGCCACAGCAGCAGUAGCAAUAAGAAAAAGGAGUCUAAGAAGGCAAAAUAGAUCCACUUCUUUCCAAAGCAACACCUCUCAAUGGCUUCUAAAUAGAGAGAGGCACAAAAUACGCAUUUUGUUAACGCUUGAACAUCCUUAUUUGGCUUCCGUUUGCCAGCCACUGGAAAAUUCUAUAAAAGACCAUUCUGAUUCUGUUGAUCUAGGCAAUGUUCCUUGGCCAAGGCACAAAAACCCUAUCGAUUAGGCUUAUACUUAAAUUUAGCUUGCAAAUCUUUUUUACCAGACUUUAAUGUGCAUAAGUUUAUUUAACUGAAUAAAAUAACAAAUUUACGU